Molecule: messenger RNA, 1869 nt
Organism: Penicillium salamii
Lineage: Eukaryota; Fungi; Ascomycota; Eurotiomycetes; Eurotiales; Aspergillaceae
Source: the annotation of a GenBank genome assembly
AUGAGCGGCGAGAUCGAUGCCGUCUACAUAUAUGACGAGCAAAAUGCCCCUCUCGUUGAACAUGUAUAUCGAUCCCGCCCGCCUUCGGCCUCCGCCAUCCUGCCCCUCUACCUUGCUCAUGCUACCCCACGCCCUUCCCUGUUGUACAUUCCCAGUGCUUCGCCGCCGGUGACCGUCUUUUCAACGGUCGAGUCAAACUUGUUGUUUCUUGCGAUCAGCGAAGUCGACACAGAACCACUGCUUGCACUAGAGUUCCUGCAUCGCGUAGUCGACGCGCUAGAGGACUUUGUUGGAGCACCGCUACUCUCAACUAAGAUCCAAUCUAAUUAUGACGUUGUUGCGCAAUUGCUCAACGAGAUGUGUGAUGGGGGAACGGUAUGCAACACCGAACCCAAUGCCUUGCAAGAAGUUGUUGAAGUUCCCGGGUGGAUGGGAAAGCUGUUAGGUGGAAUUGGAGUCCCUGGCACAUCGACGCCAACCUUGGGUUCUAGCAAUCCGCUGAAACAAUCACUCGCCGCUGCCAGUGCAUCUCAAGGUCCCGCCAUUCCCUGGAGACGGCCUGGAGUACGACACACAUCCAAUGAGUUAUACGUUGACAUAAUUGAAUCUCUGAAUGUCACUAUCGCUCCAUCUGGGCGAUUACUUUCUGCGUUGGUCUCCGGAACCAUUGCAUUUACUGCCAAGAUAUCAGGAGUCCCAGACCUGUCAUUAUCAUUAUCAGCACCAGGUGGCCAGCAUGUCCUUGGCCGCAAGAUCGAACUCCCAGUUUUCCAUCCGUGCGUUCGAUUAGCUCGAUGGAAAGAACGGCCCGGAGAGCUAAGUUUCAUACCACCAGAUGGACGAUUCAUCUUGGCUGGUUACGAGGUGGACCUCCUUCCCAUAGACGCUGAUCUUGAUGAGGCACCAAGCCAUAUGGAGAAGGUUUUCUUGCCUGCGAUUGUAGACAUUCGCAAGUCAUUAGGGUCAUCUGGUUCAGAAUUCGAGGUCCGGUUGACCCUGAACACGAAUUUCCCUGGUCACAGCUCAUCCUCUCGGCCUGGAGUGGGACGAAACGGAUCAGGUACAUCAACACCAUCCUUCCUAGGCGGUGGAAGUGGUAACUCUGCUCCGGUACUUGAAGAAGUCGUUGUCAGUGUACCGAUAUCCAACUCCGUCCGACAUAUCACGGACAUGCAGGCCAGCCGUGGUGAUGCCCAAUUCUCCCACUCAAGCGGGCUUCUUGAGUGGCGGAUUCCCACUGGAAAGGAUGCUGGGUCUUUAUCGGGAACUGCGACGUUACGCUGCAGUGUCUCGGGCUAUCCCUCAGCCGACGAUGAUCUGGACAGUCUAGAGGACGCUGAUGAAGACGCCAACGCCAACCUUUUACAAGGCUACUACGAGGCUCCGACUUCAUACAAUGACGCAACUGCCAGUACAUCCAAGAAACCUCGAUCUUCCGACCCUUCCAAGCGCAAAAAGAAGAAGAAGAAGUCUACAAAGAAGUCUCGCUCUGGCCUAAACCCAGAGAACGUCGAAGAGGACGCAUUCCCAGCGACUGCCCCAGCGAAAUCCCCAUCUCCCAGCCACUCCAAACCCCAAACCCCCACUCCUCCACCCCAACCUCAAUCAUCAAACUCCCACCUUCCUGCAUUCUUCGCUCCAUCCACAUCCCGCCCCGCUCGCAGAACCAAGGCCCAGGUUAACGCAAGCCUAAUGCCAAACUCUGCAUCGGUCUCAUUUUCCGUGCGAGGCUGGCUACCUUCCGGUAUUAAAGUUGAUGGUCUCAACAUUGACCAGCGACGUAGUCGUGGUUUGGGCGAAGGUGUCAAGCCAUACAAGGGUGUCAAAUACCUUUGCGUCAGCAAUCGUGGCGUGGAAAGGCGUUGCUGA